Chlorocebus sabaeus (green monkey) is the source of this 2099-nucleotide messenger RNA. Lineage: Eukaryota; Metazoa; Chordata; Mammalia; Primates; Cercopithecidae. The record is from RefSeq and is a predicted model, not a curated record.
ACACCCUAACAAGUAGGCUUCAUGAGUCCAGAAGCUGAUUGCAGUUCAAUUUGCAAGCGGCCAGGCUCUAGUUUAUAUAGGAUCUGAGGCUCCACCCAUGUACAGGCACCCCGCCCCCGCGUUGCGUCACGGGCGCGCAAUGGCGUCAUUGGAACGACACGAGCAUGCGCACUUCCCCAGCAAAGCAGGGAAGACACGCGUGACCCGGAAGGCCUUCCCGCCACACUCCAGAACGGGCGUGAGGGGCGCCGAUGGCGGAGGGAACGGCGGAGGCCCCUCUAGAGAACGGUGGUGGCGGCGACUCAGGAGCCGGAGCGUUGGAACGGGGAGUGGCGCCCAUUAAGCCUCAAUACCUCACCACCAAGGAGCAGUUUCACCAAUUCCUGGAAGCCAAAGGGCAGGAGAAGCCUUGCCGGGAAACGGAGGUAGGAGACUCAGCUGGCAAUGACCUGGCUGAGCCUGAGGCUAAGCGGAUCCGACUGGAGGAUGGACAGACGGAGGACGGGCAGACGGAGGAGGCAGCAGAGCCCAGGGAGCAGCCGCAGACUCAGAAGAGGGCCCGGGGACAAAACAAGGGCCGGCCUCAUGUGAAGCCCACACACUACGACAAGAACAGGCUGUGCCCCUCCCUGAUCCAGGAGUCGGCUGCUAAGUGUUUCUUCGGAGAUCGCUGCCGCUUCCUGCACGACGUGCGGCGCUACCUGGAGACCAAGCCGGCAGACCUGGGCCCCCACUGUGUGCUCUUCCAGACCUUCGGCCGGUGCCCCUACGGCGUGACCUGCCGCUUCGCAGGGGCCCAUCUGGGGCCCGAGGGACAGAACCUGGUGCGGGAGGAGUUGGCGGCCCGCGGGGCCCAGCCCCCGCCCGUCCGCAACGGCCUGGACAAAGGCCUGCAGCAGCAGCUGCGGAAGCGCGAGGUCCGCUUCGAGCGAGCUGAGCAGGCCCUGCGCCGGUUCAGCCAGGGCCAGCCGCCGGGCCCCACACCUGCUGCUGCUGUACCCGAGGGCACGGCAGCCGAGGGUGCUCCCAGGCAGGACAACUGUGGCGCUCAGCAGGUCCCCACAGGGCUGGGCACUAGCACCCCUCCUAGCAGCCCCGUGCGGACCUGCGGGCCCCUGACGGAUGAAGACGUGGUCAGGCUGCGGCCCUGUGAGAAGAAGCGGCUGGACAUCGGUGGCAAACUUUACCUGGCCCCCCUCACCACGUGUGGGAACCUGCCCUUCCGACGGAUCUGCAAGCGCUUCGGGGCGGACGUGACAUGCGGAGAGAUGGCCGUCUGCACCAACCUGCUGCAGGGCCAGAUGUCCGAGUGGGCCCUGCUCAAACGCCACCAGUGCGAGGACAUCUUUGGCGUCCAGUUGGAGGGCGCCUUCCCUGACACCAUGACCAAGUGCGCCGAGCUGCUGAGCCGCACCGUGGAGGUGGACUUUGUGGACAUCAACGUCGGCUGCCCCAUCGACCUCGUGUACAAGAAGGGCGGGGGCUGUGCCCUCAUGAAUCGCUCGACCAAGUUCCAGCAGAUCGUUCGUGGCAUGAAUCAAGUUCUGUCUCCGCCUCUGUCUCUGUCCUCUCAGCCUGGCUCUCUCUCGGGUCUCUUUCUCUGCGCCUCACUCUCUCUGCCUCCCACCCUGCGUGGCGUGCUUCUCCUCUGUGCUCCAGGCCGCUUCUCGGAGCAGCGCUACACCCAAGUCAGCCACCAGUACAUCGAGGAGUGCGUGAAGGCCGCCAGCCCACCCACAUGCCUGUUCGGUGGUGGGGACAUCUUGUUAUUUGAGGAUGCCAACUGGCCAUGCAGACUUGGCCGCCACGGGGAUCUCAUGAUUGCCCGUGAGCUCAGGAUACAGAGAUGCAGCUCCAUCUUCAUGUUUCAGGCAGCAACUGGCAUGGAGCAGUUGCACUGGGACAUCUCUGGCUGCCCGACUGACAUCUCCAUGGACUUUACCAACUACGGUGUGGCCUGGAGACACUGGGGCCUGACACGAGGUGGAGAACUCAACGCCUGCCUCGGCAUGAAGUUCCUUCCAGCUGGGAAGCUGGAACGGCCCACAGAGAUCAACGAGCGCGCCUACUACCUGGGCUGUGACUACCUGAGAUUUUGA